AUGACCUUUGAGGUAUUAAAUCACCCAUUCAGCCAGCUUGUCUACUUCUCCAACAACAAGAUCACAACGCGAUCACAGGAAAUAACUCCCAGACCCAGAGAAUAUUCGCACAAACUCUUUCAUUACCUUCCUAAUAUCACGAACACCAAAAUGCUUUUCACCUACCAAACUCUUACUGUCUUCAUCACCUCCCUCCUUAUCAACAGCGCCGCUGCCCAUCCCUGCGACACCAGCGUGGCCUGGGCUGAUUCCACCAACUGCCACUACUUCUUCCAAUGUGCUCCUGGCGUGGAGCCCGCUCACAAGAAGUGCGGUGAGGGAACGGCAUUCAACCCUGCCAUCGGUACAUGUGACUAUGAGCAGAAUGUGCCUUCUUGCUACAGGGAGCCUCAUCACCCCCGCCCUCACCACGUCUAG
This is a messenger RNA of Aspergillus sclerotioniger CBS 115572, 417 nucleotides long. Its product is annotated as chitin binding peritrophin-A domain-containing protein. Bases 1 to 417 code for a protein of 138 amino acids. Gene Ontology annotation, cellular component: extracellular region. The record is from RefSeq and is a predicted model, not a curated record. NCBI's taxonomy places the organism in Eukaryota, Fungi, Ascomycota, Eurotiomycetes, Eurotiales, Aspergillaceae. The transcript has 2 exons. Gene Ontology annotation, molecular function: chitin binding.